This is a messenger RNA of Salvia miltiorrhiza (redroot sage), 3089 nucleotides long. Its product is annotated as type I inositol polyphosphate 5-phosphatase 4-like. Bases 776 to 2461 code for a protein of 561 amino acids. Lineage: Eukaryota; Viridiplantae; Streptophyta; Magnoliopsida; Lamiales; Lamiaceae. The record is from RefSeq and is a predicted model, not a curated record. The transcript has 10 exons. Gene Ontology annotation, molecular function: inositol-polyphosphate 5-phosphatase activity; phosphatidylinositol-3,4,5-trisphosphate 5-phosphatase activity; phosphatidylinositol-4,5-bisphosphate 5-phosphatase activity. Gene Ontology annotation, biological process: phosphatidylinositol dephosphorylation.
AAUAUAGGGUGACCGCGGGCAGUGUUGAAAUGGAAGAGAAAGCGAGGGGAGUGGGGCCCGGGGUGGGGCGGGCAGCUGGGCAUUGGCCAUUGCGAUGGGGUGUCCUGUUCCAAUAGUGAGCAAAUUUACAGUGCAAUGCCACCCAUUUAUUUGGGUCGGCCCCCCACCCUCGUUUUGAGCCAAACCAAACCUCGAGAAUCACACAGACUCGCACACUCUGUGUGUUUAUUUUCCAAUUUUAUUCUUUUUCUCUUCUCGCCCUCGCCUCGCCUCGCCUCCAAAAUUCCAUCUUUUUCACUCUCUGCUCAGAACUGGCUGUUGUUUUAAGUUUUAGUAUAGGCUUACACCCCUAACCCCACCCCGACCCACAAAACAAGCGCCCAUGUUUGUACAAUGUAUCUCAUUGAUCUUUGUAUUCUUGGUCGCCCUUUAUCUGUAAUGCAGAAUCUCAUUAAUUUAUAGCUGAAUCUUGCUUGAUCUUUUUCUUUUUUAUAUAUAUAUUAUGUGAAUUUCUCAAGUUAUGAUCUUGGGUUGUUAGAAUUUGUUGGCAUUACCUACAAUAUGGGAUUUUGUUCUCUCUCUCUAUCUCUGAACAAAAGAGCGUAGCUGUCUGCUUUCAUCCCAUUUCAGUUGCAUCGUUUUCUCGUGUCGUCCAUUUUCGAGCUCUUUUCUUCUUUUGAAAAGGUUGAAGCUCGAGAACUUUUGUUGGGGGGGAAAGUUUUGAUCUUGGCUUAAUUUCGAAGGUUGCUGCUUGAUUGUAUGAAGUGGUGAAACGAUGAGAGAAGAUGGGAGCUCGAAGAAAAGCAAGCUUUCAUGGCCUAAGACGUUAGUCAAGAAAUGGUUCAACUUCCAGAGCAAAGAUGGAGAUUUUCAUGCUGAUGAAAUAAUUUAUGGAGGUGUUGAUGAAGAAUGGAGGAACAACUUACCUGAGAGAGAGCAGCCAUACACAAUCAAGAAAAGCAAAACAGAAAUACUGACUACUCGAAAUCCAGAGUAUAUGAGGAGAAACAAGUUUGAGUUAGAUUCCACUCAAAUUACAGAUGUUGAAGAUUAUAGGAUCUUUGUGGCAACAUGGAAUGUGGGUGGGAAGUCACCCCCGAGUUACUUGAAUCUCGAAGACUGGCUGCACACAUCGCCUCCUGCUGAUCUUUAUGUUCUUGGGUUUCAAGAGAUUGUUCCGUUGAACGCUGGAAACGUGCUGGGCACAGAGGAUAAUGGCCCUGCUAGGAAAUGGCAAGCGCUUAUUAGGAAAACUCUCAACAGUCUUCCUGCCGCUGGUGGUGGUGGUGGAGAUGGUGUUUUUACUACACCGUUCACGAGUCCUUAUGAACUAUAUGAUGACCUUGAAGGGCCAAACAGGGAACACGAUCCCUCUUUCUUACCCCGUCACUCUGUGCAGUCUGUGAGCCACAGCAUGAGAAUGAUGGGAAGUGGCGUUUCAAUGGUGCAACCUAAACUUGACCGUAGAUUCAGUGUGUGUGAUCGGGUUAUGUAUGGCCAUAGGCCUAGUGAUUAUUAUGAUCCAAAUGCAAGGUGGGAUGCUUCCUCUGAUGAUGAAGAUGGGCCAAGUGAUUCGUUCUGUUCAAACUACUACAACGCCUCUGUGUCCAUCGAGGACAAAGACAAGCAUCCGGGGCAGUCAAGAUAUUGUCUAGUUGCAAGCAAACAAAUGGUUGGGAUACUUGUCACAGUAUGGAUAAAGACAGAUUUGAGAGACGCCGUGCGCAAUCUGAGGGUGUCUUGUGUCGGGAGAGGGCUGAUGGGCUAUCUUGGUAACAAAGGAUCUAUUUCAAUAAGCAUGUCUUUGCACCAGACGAGCUUCUGCUUCAUCUGUAGUCACUUGACCUCUGGGGAGAAAGAUGGAGACGAGCUACGAAGGAACUCUGAUGUCAUGGAAAUCUUGAGGAAAACAAGAUUCCCUCAAGUCCAUGCCAUGGCAGAUGAGAGCAACUCCCCUCAAACAAUCCUUGAUCAUGAUCGAGUCAUAUGGCUCGGGGACUUGAACUAUAGAAUUGCUCUUUCAUACCGAUAUGCAAAGGCUCUUGUAGAGAUGCACAACUGGAGAGCAUUGUUAGAAAACGAUCAGCUUCGGAUAGAGCAGAGAAACGGGCGCGUUUUUGCAGGAUGGAACGAGGGGAAGAUCUACUUCCCUCCUACAUACAAGUAUUCAAACAAUUCAGACAGAUAUGCAGGAGAAAAUAUGCGUCAAAAAAAGAAACGAAGAACACCUGCAUGGUGUGAUCGUAUAUUAUGGCGCGGACAUGGUCUCAGACAGCUCUCGUAUGUUCGUGGGGAGUCGAGGUUUUCAGAUCACAGACCCGUCUGCAGUAUGUUUUUGGCAGAAGUCGAGUCCGCCAAAUGUGGCCGUAUAAAGAAAAGCACGAGCUAUUCAAGCUCUCGAGUUGAGAUUGAGGAGCUGCUCCCUUACUCACACGGAUAUGAUCAACUAAAUUUCUUCUGAAAACAGAUCAUAUCGAAAUUCCUGCAAGCAUUCCUCACCUUAUGCUGCACAAAUGAGCAGCAAAGCAAGAACUUAAAAUGGAGAUUGUUCUUCAACAUAUUUUGGGCUGUUGGUAAGUCUGCAUUUUCUUUUUCACUUAUUUUUUUUGUUUGCAAUGAUGGAUUGGUUUUGUUGCUAAAAAUAUGCGUGGUUUCCAUAUAUUUGCAGGUUCAAAGUGUGAAAAAAAGAGUGGCCAAAAAUUGUAAAAUCACAACCAAUAAUGAGGUUAAAAAGAAGAGAAUUUGUAUAUAUAUCAUUUGAUCGAUUAAGUGCUUCCAUGUUGAAACUAAGAUAAUUUUGUCAUAUUUGGUUGUAGGAUGGAGCAAACCUCAUCAUUGAGGAGUCUGUAAAUGCAAGAAAUUUUGUAGCUUGGUUCAUAAUAUUGCCUCCCUUUUUGUUUUUAUGGGUAAGCCAAUAAAUGGUGAUGGCCAUUUUCAUAGCGAAGGAGAAAAGGAGAAUUUGAGGUUAAAAGUGUGGAAUUAAAGUGAACAUUUACUGAAAAGGGAAAUAUUGAUGUCCUUUGUCAUCAGCAACUUCUGCAAAUCCUUUGCUUUCCUUGGAAUUUGAGCUCCAGCUACAGAUUUUCAUA